CACGAAAUUCCGGACGUGAACACUCUCAUUUCCUUUAUCGAGUGAACUAGAGUAAAUACGAGUGAAUUCACUCCACCACUUGUGUUGCACAUCGGGAGAAUACUUUGAUAUUUAUUUGAUUAUCGUAAGCAGUGGAUUCAAGAUGUUGACGACAAAAGUAUUCUUUCGGAAAACUAAAGGAGGAAAUGUGUUUAAGACUGUCAGGGAACAUUACCUUAGAGAUGAUAUUCAUUGUGGCUCUAAAUCCUGUGACAAAUGUCCUUAUAAAACACGAAAUGUAAUUUUGGAUAGUAAUGAAUCGAGUGUAAAGAGCUCUAAAAUAAUGGGACAUUAUUAUUUGUUAUUGGAUACGAAUAUCAUCUUAGACCAAAUUGAUAUUCUGGAAGAAAGUAUUAUUUGCAAUGUAAUAAUUUUGCAAACAGUGCUUGAAGAAGUGAAGCAUAAGAGUUCUACGGUGUACAAAAAAUUGAAGGAUAUUAUCAGUAAUACGCAAAGAAAGUUUUAUGUGUUUGUUAAUGAGCAUCACAAAGACACUUAUAUUGAAAGAAAUCCUGGUGAAAGCACAAACGAUAGAAACGAUAGAGCAAUUAGAGUUGCAACGAAGUGGUAUAAUCAGCAUCUGAAUGCAAGUGAUUGUAGUAUCAAGACAGUGCUAUUAACAGACGAUGCCAAGAACAGAGAAUUAGCAGGAGCUGAAGGCAUUCUAGCUGUUUCAAUGGAAGAUUAUAUUUUGUCGUUAGACAACGCUGGUUUCUUGACCGAUAAACUGUGCAAAAAAAGUUACACCGCUGAGACUGGUGGUCAAGAAUUUUUCCCGUGUCAUCUCACGCCAUCUGAAAUACACGAUGGCAUAAAAGGUGGCAGAUUCUUGCAAGGAACAUUCCAAGCUUCUCGAGAAAAUUUCCUGGAAGGAUUCGUGAACGUAGAUGGAGUUGAAAAAUCCAUUUUGAUCCAAGGCCGUAGUAAUCUCAACAGAGUUGUUGAUGGUGAUACAGUGGCUAUACAGCUGUUAGCAGAAGAUCAGUGGUCGUCUCCCAGUGACAUCAUACUGCAAGAUGAAGAAGAAGCAGACGUCGAUGAUGUUUUAGAGACUGAAAAAGUGUUAGAUAAGUUCGUUUCAUCGGAUAAGAUGGAGAAAACACCGACUGGCAAGGUCGUCGGUAUUAUCAGAAGAAACUGGAGGCAAUAUUGUGGAAUAUUGCAGCCUAGUAACAUAGAAGGAAAUGUACGACAUAUAUUCGUCCCAGCCGAGCGAAAAAUACCGAAAAUAAGAAUCGAGACUAGACAGUACGCCAUUUUAAGCAAGCAGAGGAUUAUCGUGGCCAUUGAUUCGUGGCCACGUAACUCCAGAUAUCCUCUCGGUCACUUCGUGCGCGCGUUAGGCGAAAUAGGAGACAAGCUUACAGAAAACGAAGUGAUAUUAUUGGAACACGAUAUUCCUCAUAGCCGGUUCUCUGACGCUGUCCUUAGUUCGCUACCGAAAAUGCCAUGGCGCAUCACAGACUUAGACAUGGCACAGAGGGAAGAUUUAAGACAUCUAGAUGUAUGUUCUGUCGAUCCACCAGGAUGCACAGAUAUAGACGACGCGCUUCAUUGUAGGGAACUACCGAAUGGUAAUCUCGAAGUCGGUGUACACAUAGCAGAUGUAACGCAUUUCAUUAGGCCAGGAACAGCGUUAGAUAAGGAAGCAGCGUUGCGAGCUACGACUGUGUAUUUGGUUGAUACGAGGAUACACAUGCUUCCUGACUUGCUUAGCUCGAAUCUUUGCUCUCUGAUAAAGAACGAGGAUAGAUUUGCAUUUUCUUGUAUCUGGGAAAUGGACAGAGAAGCGAACAUAAUUAACACUAGAUAUUGCAAAUCCGUGAUUUUUUCGCGAGCAGCGAUGACGUACGACGAAGCACAAUUGAAGAUCGACGAUCCGUUGCAGCACGAUGCACUCGCAAAGUCGUUGAGGCUCCUUAAUGGUUUGGCGAAGACAUUGAAGAAAAGACGUUUAGAAAAUGGCGCACUAGUGUUGGCGUCUCCGGAAAUUCGUUUUCAAGUCGACAGUGAAACCCACGAUCCUAUUGAUGUGCAGGCUAAACAAUUGCGAGAAACUAAUUCGAUGGUCGAAGAAUUUAUGUUGCUCGCAAAUAUUUCAGUCGCGAAGAAGAUUGUAAAUGAAUUUCCAGAAUGUGCAGUAUUGAGGAGGCAUCCUGAACCACCACCUGCUAAUUUCGAGCCUCUCAUAAAGGCCGGCAAAAAUCAAGGCUUUAUUAUCAAUGCCAACAGCGGCAAGGAAUUAGCACAAUCGUUGGACAAUUGUCAUAAAGAAGGCAACCCAUACUUCAAUACCAUGUUAAGAAUACUUGCUACACGUUGUAUGAUGCAAGCUGUGUAUUUUAUUAGUGGAAUGCAUCAACCGAGUGAAUAUUACCAUUAUGGUUUAGCCUGUCCCAUUUAUACUCAUUUUACAUCACCUAUUCGAAGAUACGCAGACGUGAUGGUUCAUCGCUUGUUGGCAGUUUGCAUCGGAGCUGACGCGACUUAUCCCGAAUUGUUAGAUAAAAAGAAAAGCGAGGCACUUUGUCAAAAUCUGAAUUAUCGCAAUAGAAUGGCUCAGCAUGCUGAUCGAGCAUCAGUUGCAUUAAAUACACAUUUGUUCUUUAGAGAAAAAAUUCAGGACGAGGAAGGGUAUAUACUGUUUGUACGGAAAAAUGCGCUACAAAUAUUGAUCCCGAAAUAUGGAUUAGAGGGCACUUUGUAUUUGAACGAAAAGAAGGAAUCGUCUGUUACGUUCACGUACAAUGGCGAGGAUCAUUCGCAAACUUGUGGGAAUGUUGUGUUCCACGCUUUCGAUCCUGUUGUAGUACAAAUAAGCUUAGAUAGAUCUAACGUGCAACACGAGAAGUUAAUACUUAAACUUGUCAAGCCAUUCAUCCCAAAUUUCAGUCUACCUGCAGCGACCGAGGAAUCUUGUAAAAUUAUGUCAGAAGAACGUGCGAAAGAAGUGACGAAACGGAAAGUAGAAACGGAGAAGUCGUUGAACGAUAACACGAAAAGUGGAGCGAGUAGAAGAAGAGAGAAGAGAAAAAGGAAACAUUAAGUUCACUGUACAUAUGCAUAUUUCUUCUUUUUUCGAAUGCUUUGUUUUUCACUAUUUUUGUACAUCGUCGACUAAGAAUAUGAGAAUUAAUAAAUAUAUACACAUACGCAUUUAA
This is a messenger RNA of Ceratina calcarata, 3200 nucleotides long. It is a transcript of the gene Dis3, whose product is annotated as exosome complex exonuclease RRP44-like protein Dis3. The transcript is spliced from 15 exons. The record is from RefSeq and is a predicted model, not a curated record. The coding region runs from base 143 to 3085 and encodes 980 amino acids. Gene Ontology annotation, molecular function: 3'-5'-RNA exonuclease activity; RNA binding; endonuclease activity. NCBI's taxonomy places the organism in Eukaryota, Metazoa, Arthropoda, Insecta, Hymenoptera, Apidae. Gene Ontology annotation, biological process: nuclear mRNA surveillance of mRNA 3'-end processing; rRNA catabolic process. Gene Ontology annotation, cellular component: nuclear exosome (RNase complex); cytoplasmic exosome (RNase complex).